Drosophila subobscura is the source of this 3719-nucleotide messenger RNA. RefSeq names its product embryonic polarity protein dorsal (gene dl). Gene Ontology annotation, biological process: regulation of transcription by RNA polymerase II; cellular response to stress; innate immune response. Gene Ontology annotation, cellular component: cytoplasm; nucleus. NCBI's taxonomy places the organism in Eukaryota, Metazoa, Arthropoda, Insecta, Diptera, Drosophilidae. The coding region runs from base 334 to 3222 and encodes 962 amino acids. The record is from RefSeq and is a predicted model, not a curated record. Gene Ontology annotation, molecular function: DNA-binding transcription factor activity; DNA binding. The transcript is spliced from 6 exons.
CAGAGUCUUCAAUUCGCUGGCGUCGUGAUCGGUUGUGCGUGUGUGGAACAACAGUAACUCUGUGCUGUGCCUCGUUUUUGUGUCUUCUUUCGUUGCGUUUCUCGAUAUUAACGCUUUUGCAUUCGCGCAUGCUUAAAGCUCUCUCUCUCUCUCUGGCUGCGCCACUGUCUGCCGUCUUGCGACAGUUAAAAUACCAGAAAAAAACCUGUGCCCAGAGUGUUGAACAAAGUUUGUAGAUAAAAAGUGCUUCUCAACUGUAACCCACUCGUGUGAUCAAUGCCUAUGAAACGUCGACAAGUCACUCCUUGAUUAAGUUAAUUUUUUGGCCACGAAAUGUUUCCCAACCAGAACAAUGUUGCCGCUGCCGGCCCUGGUGGUCCGGCGGUUGAUGCGCAACAAAAUCUCAACUACAAUGGGCUGCCGCAGCAGCAGCAACAGCAACAGCAGCAACAACAAUUGUCACAAUCCACGAAGAAUGUGCGGAAGAAACCGUACGUGAAAAUAACGGAACAGCCCGCGGGCAAGGCGCUGAGAUUUCGAUACGAAUGCGAGGGUCGCUCCGCGGGCUCCAUACCCGGCGUCAACUCCACGCCGGAGAACAAAACGUAUCCAACCAUCGAGAUUGUGGGCUACAAGGGACGUGCCGUCGUAGUCGUCUCCUGUGUGACCAAGGACACACCCUAUCGUCCACAUCCACACAAUCUGGUGGGCAAGGAGGGCUGCAAGAAGGGCGUCUGCACGCUGGAGAUCAACAGUGAAACGAUGAGGGCUGUGUUCAGCAAUUUGGGCAUUCAGUGCGUCAAGAAGAAGGACAUUGAGGCGGCCCUGAAGGCACGCGAGGAGAUACGCGUCGAUCCUUUUAAGACGGGUUUCUCGCAUCGUUUCCAGCCCUCGAGCAUCGAUUUGAACUCGGUUCGUUUGUGCUUUCAAGUAUUUAUGGAGAGUGAACAAAAGGGACGCUUCACCUCGCCCCUGCCACCGGUCGUCUCGGAGCCAAUCUUCGACAAGAAAGCCAUGUCCGAUUUGGUCAUUUGCCGGCUGUGCAGCUGCUCGGCCACGGUGCUGGGCAACACGCAGAUCAUCCUGCUGUGCGAGAAGGUGGCCAAGGAGGACAUCUCCGUGCGCUUCUUUGAGGAGAAGAACGGACAGAGUGUGUGGGAGGCGUUUGGUGACUUUCAGCACACGGAUGUGCAUAAGCAGACUGCCAUUACCUUUAAGACGCCCAGAUAUCACACGCUGGACAUCACAGAACCAGCCAAGGUCUUCAUACAGCUGCGCCGCCCAUCGGAUGGUGUCACCAGCGAGUCGUUGCCCUUCGAGUACGUGCCAUUGGAUUCAGGUAAACACACGUUCUGGAAUCUUCACCGGCACCUCAAGCGAAAGCCGGACGAAGAUCUCUUUCAGCAGAUACUCACGUUGGAUGCCAAGCGGGAGGCGCCCACGAUUGAGGUCAUCGAUUUGGAUACACCCAAGUUGGAGGUGGUGCAGUCGCCACUGGAGGUAGUGUCACCUGUGGCUGCUACAGAGGAGAAUAUGGUAGAAGAGGAGUCCUCGCCUGUGGCUGAAACUGUGGCAGAUCAGAGUGGAGAACAAGUUCCUCAGGACAUGGAGGCAGCAGAUGCCGAGGCAGAAGCCGAGGCUGAACGUCUGCGCUCGGAGCAGGAGAAAGAAAUCGACACAAUCAUUGAUGAAAAGGUGCGCGAGUUGGAGCAGCUGGAACUGGGACAGCGCUUGGAGCCGCGGCCACUGACAGCCAACGACAAGAUCACCGAAUGGAUGAGGUCCAGCGAGAUUGAGCAGCAGCCGCACGAGCCGAGUCCCACACAGGUGGAGAGCGACGUCCCAGACUCGUCGCAGCUGCUGGACUCUGCCAUCGAGCCACACCUGCAGCCCACGGACGAGGACAAGACACUCAAUGAGCUGCUCGAGCAGGUGGCCGAACUGGAUGAGAUUUACACGGACUACAAGGUGCAGCGGGACACGUACAACAAUACGCUGCAGAAUGAGCUGGCUGGCAGUGGGCUGGAGCAGGAGUUGGACCGUCAUCCGGCCAUGCAGGUGGAGGACAGCUUCGAUGAUGCUGCCACCUACACGAGCCUACAGAUUGCCUUCAAGAAUCCCGUGCUCAUACCCAUGGAUGACAUAAUGCCACCCACACCGCCCAUGUCGCAGUGUGCGCCGGAGGAUGCCCAUCAGCAUUACGAUGCGGUGGAGGUUAAUUCGCAGUCGCUUACGUCGACCCACAGGCCAGUGCCUCCAAUUCCAAGUGCCAGCAUCAGCACACCGCUGCCCGUGCAUGUGACUGCGCCGGAGGAGGAGAAGCUGCCGCCGCUGCCACCCAAGAGGAUACGCAAACAGGACAGCAAUGCGGAGAAUCGUUCCAUCGAGGCCAACACGGUCCAGGGGGAUAACCUGCCGCCAACGAAGCGCCUGCCGCCGGCGCCAACGCCCAAGAAUCCCAACUUUAAUACCCUGCCACGCCAGAAGAAGCCAGGAUUCUUCUCGAAGCUCUUCUCGCGGCGCAAGAGCAAGCCAGAUCUGGCCCAGACCCCAGCCGACAGCUGCUCCCAUUUGGAAUCGAAGACCAACAGUCGGGAGCCCAGCAUUGGGCACUUUAACAUGCAGGAUCCGAUGCGCGCCUCGCUGCGGUCCGCCAAGAGUGCGGCACCCGCGCAGACAGCCAGCAAGUCGAGUCCCAUAAAGUCGGGUGGCGCCAAGAAGCCGCUGAAGCUGGGCAAGCCCGUGGGCCGGAGUGUGAGCAGUGUGUCGGGCAAGCGGCCGGCGUAUCUCAAUGCCGAUGUGGUGCACAUACCGCUGAAGGGUGACAGCGCCAACAGUCUGCCCCACCACUCACCCCUGGAGGCGUACUCGCAGUCCAGCACCAUAACGGUGGGUGGGGCACUGGAUAGACGCACUGCCUCUGCCUUACAGCUGGCCGAGAUCCCCAUACUCGAGGGCGGCAUGGAGCUGGUGGCCAUUGCCGAUCGUCAGAGUCUGCACAAUCUCGUGAGCUCCAUCGAGGGGCACUUCAAUGUGCAGCUGGAUCCCAAUCUUGACCUGACAGAGGCGGAACACUUUGCGCUGUACACGAGUGUGCCACCGCUGGCGGCGGCCAGUGAGUUCGAUGAGACCUCCGCCUACUAUACACCCGUCGAUGCUGGGGAGAUACUCACCCCCGAGCAGGUGGCCAAGCGGCUGGCGGCAGCAAAUGGCCUGAACUAGGAGGAGCCCAGGGAGAUUUUGUUAUAUUUUUUUUAAGGAAUACGAAGGAAAGGAAAUCCAACGAAUAAUUCAACGAAGGGGCAAAGGAAAGCCCCCAAGGGGUUGCAUAUUUUUCCAGGAAAUAAAACCCAAGGCAAAGAGGUCACCUCUUCAUGGGAAUCUUUUGCGGAAAAUGUCGCCCCGUCUAGAACCAUAAAUUGUCCAUUUGUCGGAGAGCCGGCGACUGAAAGUAUCUUUCGGCGCGAGGGCUCUCCAUUUUGUAUUUGUUUUAGAUUUGAUAAUUGUGCUAAAAGUUUAUCCAACUGCGGAUAAUACUCGUAUUUUGUAAGACCCAAAGAGCAAAACAUUUCUGAUGUGCUGUGCUGGGAGCGAAACGAAUUGUUGUUGUCCAGGUCCCCCCGAGGAGACCUCAACUGAAUUUUGUAUUUAAGCGAAAUCUCUCUAAGGAUUUCCCAGGAAUAUCUCCAAUCGAUUAACGAAGAAUAUGACCUGUAGCC